AUGCACAUUUGCAUAAUAUGUACUUCAGAAACAGAUUUUCCAACAAAAUGUGACUGUCACUUUUGUUUAUUAUGCUUGCUAAAUUGGUUUGAAGAAAAAAAUAGAGAUAAGCCAAUAGAAAUACUUAAUUGUCCAAAUUAAGAUUGUAAAUUCACCUACACUAGAGAGGAAAUAUUAAGUUAUUGUUCUCGAUAACCUUAUGAGGGUAGGAUUCAAGAAAUCUUGCUCAAAGAAUAUCUAAAAAGUCAAGAUAUACGUCCGUGUCCAAGUGGAAAAUGCAAAUAUUUUGGAUACAUUGAACUCGGUAAUAAAUGCGAUGACGAACUUGAGUGUUUAGAUUGCAAAACAACAUGGAGAGACUUUGCCUUGGCUUCAUACACAUUUUAAACAGAAUAAUUGAUAAAAAAUAUUUUUGGAAUCAUUAGAGAAUUUUGCUAUUGUUUUAUUACUGCAAAUGAAUGUCCUAAUUGCGGAGUUUUAAUCUAAAGAAAUGGAGGUUGUAAACACAUGACGUGUAAAGCAUGUGCUCAUCAAUUUUGCUGGUAUUGUAAAUAAUAAUGGGGAAGACAUAAAGAAUCCUAAUGUUUUGGUUCAGGAGCAAUAUCAAUCGUGUUACUUAUAACUAUGGGCAUCAAUAUUUUGUAUCAGCUUGGAAUAUUCUACUAUUUUCUCUAUGUAUUUUAUCCUUUGUUUUUGCUAUUGGAGCUAUUAACCAUGAAUGUAUUAGUAGUAGGAACUGGCUUUGGGAUAUUUCUCUUGUUUAAAUCAAUUCUCGAUCUUAAGAAUAAUAGGAGACGCAUUUGUGAUAAUCUAAUUGCCUUAGGAGGAUCGAUUUUAUUGUUGACCCUUGAAUAUUUAGUCUUAUGGUUUUCUAUGGCCUAUUUAGAUAUAACAUUUUCCAAAGCAGUCGUUGGGUUCAUCAUAGAGAUUUCAAUUAUUAUUUUAAUGAUCUGUUACUUCAACAGAGUCGGCUUUGGAUGGAUAUCCCUUCCGGUGCUAAGUAUAGUUUUAUUUUACUUUCUUGGAAUUAAUGGGGUGAUCAUAAUUAUUUGGUAAAUUCCAAUGAUAAUUGGUCAUAACAAUUUUCUAACAUAAGUUGGGUUUAAUGUUUUAGCCUUAGGUUUACUGAAUUGUUUAGCUCAUCACUAAUAUAUUUAAUAUUGGGAUCUACAGUAUUGCAUUAUCGCAAAAAUUCCCAUAUAGGUAAUUUAAUGUUUGUAGGCAUUGUAGCAUUAUCUUAUCUUUAUGGAUUAAUAUUUGGUUGACUUAUAUUUUUCAUAUUUAUUAAUUAAAUGUAAUAAAAAUCUACUUCUUAUGCAGGAUAAGCCCUUUAGCAAAUUGCAUUUGAGAUGGGAAAGCCAACCUCCUUUGGUAGAACCAUACAUUGCAAUUCUCGAAGAAAAUUGGUAUGAUACAAAAGACUCAUUCAAAUAGAUGAAGUAAGAAAAUUUCGAUGAAUUCAAAAUUCCAAAGAGAAUUGGUUAAUUGCUGAUGGAAUAUGUUCAAAGACCUGAUAAUUAGAAAUAAAACUGGCAAUUAGAAUUGGCUAAAAUAUUUUCAGAAAUUUCAGAUUAGGAUUAGCUUUAUAAAACAUUAGAAAUACUUUUUAAAAUAAUUUCCGUCUAGAUAAAUAGAGGAUUAACAUCUCCUCUAAAACUCUUUAGAGUAACAUUUUAAAAUACCGAUCUGCAUUAAAUUAUCUAGCAAGCUGAAUUAUUACUAGUUGAAUAUAAAAUGGAACAAUAAGCUCUUUGGAAGGAGGCCGCAGAAGAAUUAGUGAAUUAUACAUAAAAGAAAUCCGGAUUCAAUCCAAAAGCGGCUAUCAUUCACACUUCAUCUUAAAAUGUAUCCAUCACCUCCGAAUUAGCCAAAAAGGAAGGCUACGAUGUUUAUUCAUUCUCUUAGAAACUUGAACAAUUGCAUCAGAAAAGAUUUUAAAUUAUGAGCCAGCCCAUAUCUAAUAGAGAAAUUAAAGUAUUUAUUGGUAGAAAACAACAAUCACCAGUGUAAUUGCAAUAGCAAAUCCAAGGAUAAGACGAUUACGAAGAAGUACAACCUUAAAAAGAUUAACAGCUUUUGCAGUUUCUUUAAUAGGUUGCAUAGUCUUUAAUAGUCAUUAGAAGAAUAGUAAUUUGCAUCUAAAAGAAAGAAGGAAUAUUUGGACCUUCUUAGCAAGCCAAUAUUGCCAAAACAGAUAUUAGAGUCUAAUUUCCAAAUAGCGUAAUUGUUUAGGCUAUCUUUGGUCCAUUAGAGACAUUAAAAACCUUAUAUGAUUUGAUAUAGGAUAUGUUAGAAAAUAGUAACCUUGAUUUCUACUUGUAUACUUCCCCUCCUCCACUUAGAAUGACAUAAAAGCAUUUAAAUCAAACCUUUGAUGACUUAAAUUCUGUUCCAAAUGGAUUAUUCUAUUUUGGAGUUGAAAAGCAGACCUCAAACUUCUAUUUGAAAGAAUAAUGGAUGCAAUGUGCUAGGGAGUUAUGA
Molecule: messenger RNA, 2481 nt
Organism: Paramecium tetraurelia
Lineage: Eukaryota; Ciliophora; Oligohymenophorea; Peniculida; Parameciidae
Exons: 7
Molecular function (GO): zinc ion binding; protein binding
Source: RefSeq, a predicted model, not a curated record